Messenger RNA from Solanum stenotomum, 1864 nucleotides. RefSeq names its product F-box protein At2g16365-like. Gene Ontology annotation, biological process: regulation of photomorphogenesis. The transcript has 3 exons. The record is from RefSeq and is a predicted model, not a curated record. NCBI's taxonomy places the organism in Eukaryota, Viridiplantae, Streptophyta, Magnoliopsida, Solanales, Solanaceae. Bases 649 to 1431 code for a protein of 260 amino acids.
UUUGCUCCAAUGCAAAUACGAAACACAAACACGAAAAAACAAAAAAAAAAUGAUUAGGGAAUGCUAAUUGCUAUAUGUAUCCUUUUCAUUUGUCUAUCUUCUAAGUUCUAACUAACAUUUUAAUGCUCAACAAUUUUCUCUCUCUUUCCUGUACAGAAAUGGCCACUUUAUAGUUCAAUUUCUUUGAAGUUUCGACCUUACUGCUUGCCAAGAACAGAGAUAAAGGAAACAAUUUCCAAUUUCCAAUGUUGAACAUGACUGAGAUACUUGGCUGCCGUAAAACUUAAUUGUUGAACUGAAGAUUGUUCGAACCUUUCCAAGUCUACCAAAAGAUUUAUAGAUUUACCUCCCCAAAGUCAUCUGUGCUCUUGCUGUACAAUCCUUGAGGCUCAGCUUCUCAUACAGUGUCAAGUCAAGUUCUGGCUGGCAUAUGAUUAAACUCUGAUUUCAUAAAUAGAUGUUCUCUAGCUUCGAAAGAUAAAUCUUUAGAAGUGAAUGUUGGAGACUGAACAUUAUAAUUAUCACAGCCGUUCAACACGUUUGGUUAGUGAAGUCUACUGAAGAGCUUCCAUGAAUCUGGAAGAUUGAUGACUCAAUUAUGGUAUUGGAUUUUUCACAAGUGAAUGAAGUCCUGCACAGGUGAGCGGAAUGGACCUAAAUAUACCUACUCUUCAAGCACUCGACUGUCUCGAGAAAGAAGUUGGACAUAAAAGAAUUCAGACCAAAUUGCCUGACUUAAACUUGGAGCUUCCAUCUUUGACGGAUAAGUUGGAACCAACUUCUUCCACAACUCAAAGUUUGGAUUUGAGAUUGUUCCUUGGUCAUAACGAGCACCCAAGUCCAUUGAAAGCUAAUUUUUGCCUUGCAACGCUGCUCAAAGACAAGCCUGGUAGCAGAUGGGUCAAGCGCCUGAAAUUGAGUGCUUCUAGGUCCUUUUCAGUUGGAACAAAGAGCUCUUAUCUUUCUGGGAAGUCAUCUAAUGUGAAAGCAAACAAGUCCCAUUGCAAAAUUUCUAGAGUUACUAUAACAGGCUCAGUACUCACAGCUGGUAAACGUCACUGUAAAGAAUUGAUGGCUCGUGAUAGAACUCUAGCCUUAGCAAGGAACUCGGACUCUUCUCCUUUGUACGUUAUGAAGAAACAACACGAGUUGUUGACUUCACUGUCUUGGGUUCAAAGGUGGCUUCAUAAUAGAUCUGCCACUGCACAAAAGAGGCCUAAGUCAGUGGUGGUUUGUGAACCUUAUGACUCAAAGUUGUCACUUGGUGAUUUCCAAAAGAAGCAGGCGCCAAGCAUUGCUGCCAUGGCGCUCAUGGGAAAGGCAAUAACCGGUUGUCAAUCAUGUGAAUUCCAAAUAAUAAGCCCCUGUCUAGUUUGGAACACCGUAGUUUCUGAAAUACGUAGCAGCAACAGUUACUUUUCUUCAGGUUAGUCCUCCAGACAUUGUUGAUUACCUUGUUGAUCAGUGAAUGCAUGAUGAGGAGAAGAGUGAUCUGGCUUAAUAAGUGAUCAUGCAAUCAAUUGCAUUUUGGAGCGUAGUGUCGAUUUUGAUGGUGCUAGUAAGUACAUAGCUUCGUUUUAGAUUUGGCUUCUUGUGUUUGCAUAGAUGGGAUUAUCUUUGUAUAUAACCAGUAUGAUGAGAAUGCCAGACACCUUGUUUCUUGAACAGGCAAAUCAUCUGGCUGCUUUCACUAGUGCGUGCAAGGGAUCUAGAUGCUGCUGCAGUACGUUCUAAAGCAGUUUGGUAUUUGCUAUUUGGCUAGUAGGCAAUGAGAUCACUGUAAAAUGUGCGUCGUAGUGGCUGAGAUUCAGUUCAUUGGACAGUUGAACCAUGCGAUCUUUACUUUGUUGUUGAAGACACUGUG